AUGUUAGACGUGCACAAAACGCCAGGAACCAUUAAACUGACAUCGGCGACAUCGAUUAUAGCGGUUCCGACACCCUCGCGUGACCCGGACGAUCCACUCAACUGGUCGCAUCGUCGGAAACUGCUCUCCAUGGCUUGCAUGUCACUCUUUACGCUUGCUUCUGGAGUCGCCUCAGCAAGCAUUUACUCCAUCCUUAUUCCCAUCUCACAGGACUCUAAUCUCAGUCUCGACACGCUCAAUCAGGGAACAGGGUACAUGUUUCUGUUUCUCGGUCUAGGCUGUCUGUUCUGGCAACCUGUUGCCCAACAAUACGGAAAGCGAUUCGUCUACCUUACCAGUAUGCUGUUGACUCUGGUGGGACAAGUGUGGACUCCGUUCGCAGCCUCCUCCAGCGCCCAUUGGAUCGGAUGUAAGAUCUUCCAGGGCUUUGUCCAGGCCCCUAUCGAGUCUCUCUGUGAAGUAACCAUCUCAGACGUUUGGUUCGAGCACCAGAGAGGUACAUGGGUGGGGCUCUACGCCUUCAUGCUCAUGUUUAGCAACUUCAUUGCGCCAGUGGUAGCUGCUCCCAUCUCGGAAGGAAUGGGUUGGCAAUGGGUGCUGUACUGGGGAGCUAUCUUUUGCGGAGUCGCUAUGGUGGUCCUGUUUCUGCUGUUUGAGGAGACCAAUUACCUGAGAGAGCAGACUGACGGUCACAUGACUCUGGAGGACGACCAUGUUUCUGAGCUGAAUGAGCAAACUAUCCUUGUUGGAGGCGAGAAGCAGGUUGAAACGCCUACUCCAGACAGUACUUCGGGGGCUGACUUGUCUCGUGACAAUUCACCUGUUUCAAACACUCUUGUGCCCCCAUUCACUCCAAAGACAUUCACCCAAAAGCUUCGCAUCUUGGACAAACCACGUCCCUUCACGUUAUGGACGAUGGCCAAACGGCCUCUUCUGCUUCUGAGGUAUCCGGCCAUUGUGUACUCGGGCUUCCUGUAUGGCUCUGGUCUCAUCUGGUUCAACGUUCUGAACGCCACUGCCUCUCUGAUUCUCUCGUCUUCUCCAUACACCUUCACUCCCAUCCAGGUGGGUCUGGCCUAUCUUUCUCCUGCUCUUCUGGCUGCUGUAGUUGGCUGGGGAGGAGGAUAUUUGUCUGACGUGCUGAGAGUGUACAUGGCUCGGCGAAACAACGGUAUUUCCGAGCCUGAACAUCGUCUAUGGGUACUGGUCGUGUACAUCAUUGUCUGUCCUUGCGCGUUGAUUCUCUGGGGAGUAGGAGCAGCUUCUGAGAUCCAUUGGUUCGGUCUUGUGGUGGGAAUGGGGCUCAUCGGAGGCUUUGGAACGAUUGCUGCCACCGCCAGCGUUACUUAUAGCAUUGAUUCGUACCGAGAGAUUGCUUCCGACUCGAUGGCAACAGUCAUUGUCAUCCGAAACCUCAUGUCUUUUGCCAUCGGGUACGGAAUCACUCCUUGGGUUACUCGUGAAGGGUAUUCCAAGGCUUUUGCACAGGCCGCCGGUAUCGCUGUGGCUUGUAUCGGGGUGUUUUUGCCUGUCAUCUACUUUGGUAAGAAGUGGAGAGAGGGCAGCAAGGACCGGUACUGGAAGCUCGUCCAGGAAAGCAUCGAUAAGGGAAUUGCUCAUUAG
Yarrowia lipolytica CLIB122 is the source of this 1623-nucleotide messenger RNA. RefSeq lists its product as uncharacterized. Gene Ontology annotation, molecular function: transmembrane transporter activity. The record is from RefSeq and is a predicted model, not a curated record. Gene Ontology annotation, cellular component: plasma membrane. Gene Ontology annotation, biological process: transmembrane transport. Lineage: Eukaryota; Fungi; Ascomycota; Dipodascomycetes; Dipodascales.